UUUGCUUUCAUUUCGAACAACAGUUUUGUGGAAAAGAAGAAGCAAACAGGAAAGAACGGAAGCACGAAUUCGAUAUAAAAGUACAAGGAAGAUGGAAAGAUUAAUUUGAAAUUAAGCUGGAGUUUCGUUUCUGUUCUUCCCCUCUCAUAAAAAAAAAGGAAAGUUAUGUUGCAGAGAAAAAAGCAAAGGAUUUCUCGUAAAUUCACCGAUAAAUCUGAUCUGUUCGAUGGAUUACCUGAGGAUCUUGUUAUUUCCAUCCUUUCCAAGCUCGCUUCUUCCGCUUCUUCCCCUUCGGAUUUCAUCAACAUUCUCGUAACAUGUAAGAGAUUAAACCGUUUGGCUCUUCAUCCUUUGGUUUUAUCAAAAGCUGGCUCUAAAGCUUUGGCCGUCAAAGCUAGAAACUGGUGCGAUUCCGCUCACCAUUUUCUCAAACACUGCAUUAACGCCGGCAACGUUGAAGCUUGCUACACUCUCGGCAUGAUCCAAUUUUACUGCUUACAAAACAGAGGAAGCGGAGCGUCGUUACUGGCUAAAGCAGCAAUCAAAUCCCACGCGCCAGCUCUGUACUCUCUCGGAGUCAUUCAAUUCAACGGAAGCGGUGGUUCGAAGAACGACAAGGAUCUCCGUGCCGGAGUAGCCUUAUGCGCGAGAGCCGCUUUCCUAGGCCACGUGGACGCCCUGCGUGAACUUGGCCAUUGCUUACAAGACGGUUACGGCGUGCGCCAACAUAUAGCCGAAGGACGCCGGCUGCUCAUCCGAGCCAACGCGCGGGAACUUGCGUCGUCUUUAAACGCCUUAGUCAAACGAAAACCCCAGCAACAACACCAACGUCGUUUAAAUUAUCAACAUUAUAGUUUCAAGGCGGGUUCGGGUUGUCCGUUAUUGAGUGAUUUCGGGUGCAAUGUGCCGGCACCGGAGGUCCACCCGGUGAACGUGUUUUCAAAAGAAUGGUUCGAGUCAGGGAGGGGUGCGUUGGGGCAGGGGCUAAGGCUUUGUUCCCAUAAAGGGUGCGGGAGGCCCGAGACAAGGGCUCACGAGUUUAGGAGAUGCUCGGUUUGCGGCACCGUGAACUAUUGCUCCCGUGGUUGCCAAGCGCUUGAUUGGAAGUUGAGACAUAAGGCGGAAUGUGGACCGAUUGAAAGGUGGUUGGAAGAAGGCGGUAAUGGUGAUGACGGCGGCCACGGCGGUGUUGGAGAAAUGGAGGAAGUUGUGGAAGCUGAACAUUUUGCUAUUUAAAUCAUAAAUGCAAUUAUGGGUAAAAGAAAUUCUUUUUUUCUUUCUUUUAAUGUAUGGGAUGCUUUCUUUUAUGUACAUAAGAAAGGUUUUGACUUUCGGAUUUUAAUAUGUUAAAUUUGUAUUUUUUUUAUGAAAAAAGUGCGGGAUUAGACUUCUAAUAAA
This is a messenger RNA of Gossypium raimondii (Peruvian cotton), 1398 nucleotides long. RefSeq names its product F-box protein At5g50450. Gene Ontology annotation, molecular function: protein binding. Lineage: Eukaryota; Viridiplantae; Streptophyta; Magnoliopsida; Malvales; Malvaceae. The transcript is spliced from 3 exons. The record is from RefSeq and is a predicted model, not a curated record. Bases 166 to 1236 code for a protein of 356 amino acids.